UUUUUUUUUGUGUUAGUUGUUACGUAUUGAACCACUCCAUUUAUAACAUUCACUCCGAUACUCCAGUCGAUACUGGAUUUGUACAUAUCCGUUAAUUAACUUCGUUAACUAAUAAUAUAAUUAGUCACGAAGAACUAUCGCCAAGCAUUUAUAUUUUAUUCGGAUCAAACAUGACGUCUCGUGGUUAUAUUACUGUUGGUGAAGGGUCGUCUUGGCGAUCUUCAGGUUUGCCAGCCAAACUGUUGAUGUCGAUGAUGAUGAUGAUACCGAUGCUGUCUCCUUACACUUCAGCCACUAUUCAAAUGAUCGGCUUCUCACCUGCUGAUGGUUUCACUAUUGGAGCACCAAAUGCAAUGAACAUUUUAUGUUCAUACGCAACGACGAAUUUCAUUUCGUUCCGCCUUAUGCAAAACAACAAUUCCGUUGUAGAGAUGCAAUACAACCAAAUAUCUGAGCGCUUUGAAACUACAAAGAACGAGAAAGAUUUCAGAUGUACUUUAACCCGAUCUCCAUUAAAUUCUGGUAUGGUUAGUUGUAAAAAAUGGAACCUCACUUGCAAGGAUGUGGCAUCAUACAGAUGUCUUUUAUCAGACACAGAUAUUUCCAAUCCAGAGCUUCUGAAAGUGAAAUCUUCUAUUAAGAGCCUGGCACUUGCCGAGAAUGACUUUCGAAUGAGCAGGACAGCUACAUUCAAAUGCACUGCAUAUGCUGCAUUGCCUUUUCCUGAGGAAAUCGUCUUUCAGUGGACAGUAACAAACAGUAGAAAGGAAGUUGUGAAUGAAGACAGAGUGAAAGUUUGGGGUUCUGACAAAUGUUAUACUGAAGUAACUUCAUCCUAUAAAUACGCUGUGCGAUUUGAUAGCUUUGCGUCCCCUUCAAUUAUUUCUUGUACAGUAUUUAACCAGACACGUACUAAUGACGUCAACCCGCCUAUGCCAAAGGAAUCUGUUGAUGCUUCAGCCGGUCUACAGUACCGCAAAUGGGUUUUGGUUGUUAAUCUCAUUCUUCUACUUCUGACUGUUUCAAUUUCUUGCUAGCAUCAACUCGUUUUGCACAAAGUUAACAAUGAAGAUUCCGUUUUAUGUUAACUGAAUUUAGUAUCGACCAACGAUUUAUCCAUGGUCCAUCUCCAGUACAAGAUUCUACAAGAUCUAUAUUAAUUUUUUAUUACUAAUCUUACUUCUUAAUUUUAAUUUAUGUAAGUCAGUAACUGUAGUAAAACUAACACUAUUAACAAUCACACAUUUAAUUUACUGUAAUAUAUACACAAAAUCAAAUCUGAAUAUAUUUACAGUUUCAUAAGUUUAAAGCAAUCAUUUGUUUAAUUAAGAAAAGGGUUAGAAGUAAAAUUAUUUAGGAACUACAUCAAAACUAUUUUGAUUUAAAGGUUAAACGUUAUUCUUAUAUGAAAUAUAUUCAAUAUGUAAGAAUCCGUAUAUAAUAUAAAUAAAUGCAGUUGAAAAUCAGUCUGUCUUUUGGAGAUUUACUUAAGGAAGAUGGCUACAGAGGGCAAGUUCUUUAAAUUUACGCUUGACCAUUAGUUUUAAUAAUAUUAACUAUUCCUAUAAUCACCGUUGUAUUCUAUACUGAAUCGAUUCAAAAGCGAACGUCAUUUGUAUAAACGAUCAGUUUGCGGAGAGAUAAUUUUCAUAUACAGAACCAUGAAGUAGAUUGUCCUGAUAUGUUUCACAGAUUGUUCAGUUUUUUUUUCUGCUAACUACAAGAGAACUUGUAUUCAAUCGCUAUUUAAAUAAAACAAAAACUGGAACUUUGCUUUAA
Messenger RNA from Octopus bimaculoides (California two-spot octopus), 1779 nucleotides. RefSeq lists its product as uncharacterized. Lineage: Eukaryota; Metazoa; Mollusca; Cephalopoda; Octopoda; Octopodidae. The record is from RefSeq and is a predicted model, not a curated record.